CGUGCUGCUGGGCGUCCCUGGGCUUCCUGUGCCCUGCGGCUCGGAACGCCAUCCCGCUAGUAACGAGGGGAAAAGGGUUAAACCUUGCUUUUAGCUGCUCAGUAAUUCGCGCUUGGUGCCACUUAAUACCUUACUCUCGUUAUUAACCGUGCCUGCCUCGUCUCUGGUGCCAAAACAGUAUGUCAGCUGUUAUUUCUGAACCUGCCUUUCUCCCAGAACUAACGCUGCCUUGCUCUCUUUCUGCUUCAUGCUUGUCAGGAUUUGGUGGGCUUGAAACCACAAACUCCACCGCCGGUGGGUUUAAUUUUGGGGGUUUCGGAUUAGCUGCUAAUCCUGCAGUGAAUUUUAAUAUUGGGAAUUUCGGUGUUUCUACUACCUCAACUCCACCAUUCAAUUUUGGUAACAGUCUGGCAAGUGCAGGUGCAUUUGGAGGAUUUGGGACAACCACUACCACUGCAGCACCAGCAUUUAGUUUUUCUGCUCCCACCAAUACAGGCACCAGCGGACUCUUUGGUGCUUCCCAGAACAAAGGCUUUGGAUUUGGUACUAGUUUUGGGACAGGAACUGGUACUGGCUUGGGUACUGGGUUGGGAACUGGGUUAGGCUUUGGAGGCUUUGGUACCCAGCAGCAGCAGCAGCAGACCUCAUUAGGAGGCGGUUUGUUCAGCCAGCCUGCUCAGACACCUGCCCAGUCAAACCAGCUCAUCAAUACUGCCAGUGCUCUCUCAGCUCCCACACUCUUGGGAGAUGAGAGAGAUGCCAUCUUGGCAAAAUGGAACCAGCUGCAGGCCUUCUGGGGAACGGGGAAGGGGUACUUCAGCAAUAACAUCGCUCCAGUGGAGUUCACACAGGAAAACCCGUUUUGCAGAUUUAAGGCUGUGGGUUACAGUUUAAUGCCCAACAACAAAGAUGAAGAUGGCCUGGUGGUUUUGGUCUUCAACAGAAAAGAAGUAGAUAUUCGAAGCCAGCAGCAGCAGCUCGUAGAAUCACUACACAAAAUUCUGGGAGGAAACCAGACCCUUACUGUGAACGUGGAAGGUGUUAAAACGAUGCCAGAUGACCAGACAGAAGUGAUCAUUUAUGUCGUGGAGCGUUCACCCAAUGGCACUUCAAGGAGAGUUCCAGCAACCACCCUCUACGCCCACUUUGAACAAGCCAACAUAAAAUCAUCCCUGCAGCAGCUGGGGGUCAGCUUCUCCAUGGCCAGAACAGAGCUCUCCCCAGCCCAAGUCAAACAGCUCCUUCAAAACCCCCCUGCUGGUGUUGAUCCUAUUAUUUGGGAGCAAGCCAAAGUUGAUAAUCCUGAUCCUGACAAGCUUAUUCCUGUGCCCAUGGUGGGUUUCAAAGAACUGUUGAGAAGAUUGAAGGUCCAAGAUCAGAUGACCAAACAGCAUCAAACUCGCUUAGAUAUAAUAUCAGAAGAUAUCAGUGAGUUGCAGAAAAACCAGACUACAACUAUGGCAAAAAUUGCACAGUACAAAAGGAAACUGAUGGCUCUUUCUCACAGAACAUUACAGGUGUUAAUAAAACAAGAGAUCCAAAGGAAAAGUGGCUAUGCCAUUCAGGCAGACGAAGAACAGCUUCGUGUACAGUUAGAUAUAAUUCAGUGUGAACUUAACGCGCCGACACAGUUCAGAGGCAGACUGAAUGAGCUUAUGUCCCAAAUCAGGAUGCAAAACCACUUUGGAGCAGUGAGGGCUGAAGAGCGUUAUUACAUAGAUUCAGAUCUCUUAAGGGAAAUAAAGCAACAUCUGAAGCAGCAGCAAGAAGGCCUGAGUCACCUAAUUAGCAUUAUAAAAGAUGACUUGGAGGACAUCAAACUGAUAGAGCAUGAGUUGAAUGAGAGCAUUCCCAUGAGAGGAGGUUUCUUCAGUUGAUGAGCAGGAUUCUGCUGGGCUCACAUGGAAUGUUAUUCGAGUUUAUCAUUCACCUUCCAAGGCCAAAACUGGUGAGGUAAAAUAAAAUGUGCAUCUUUCAGGAGCAA
Molecule: messenger RNA, 1984 nt
Organism: Meleagris gallopavo (turkey)
Lineage: Eukaryota; Metazoa; Chordata; Aves; Galliformes; Phasianidae
Source: RefSeq, a predicted model, not a curated record